AACCACGUGGCUCAGGUAAACAUGGUGGGGAAGAUCACUCGUGUCCGCCAGAAGCUGCACCAGGAGGCGGUGAGGCUGCAGAGACCUCCGGCCGGGGACCGGGGCGCCGCGGCGGGGAGUGGCCGCCCAGGGGGCGCUCUGGCCGGGGAGCCGCGGCUGCAGGAGCCGCCGCCCGCUCCGGAGCCCCGGAGGUCGGGACCUGGUCCCGGUCCGGGUCCCGGGGAGCCGCCGCAACAGGUCCAGGCCCGGCAGGGUUCUUGUGAUACCGUCCAGGCCCUGCAGGGCGGCUUCCCCUCCAGGAUCUUCUCCGGUACCAAGAUCCUCCCGGAGGUUCUGGUCCAGAAACUGAUCCACCAGGAACCUGCAGAGGAGCCGCCGUCCCCCAGGAGAGGUCCGGACCAGAGGAAACUGAAGACCAAGCGGGUGAAGCUGAGUGAGAAGAGACAGAUCUGGAUGAAGAAGAUGACGUCCAUCCGGGAGUCCCGGGUGCAGCAGGCGGCGGCGGCGCGGCGUCAGGCCACGCCGGUGGUUGGAGACCUGCAGCCGCUGGCCGACGCCCUGCCAGAGCUGAGCCAGCUGCUGGGGGCCCCGGGGGGGGCCCAGAAGGCCCGCCGGAGGGGCCGCAAGGACCGGGUGCCGGAGAGGAAGCCCCCCCCCACCGACUUCAGCCAGAUGAAACGCUCCCAGAAGCAGCAGCUCUUGGAGUCGGAGUGCAGCCGGUUCCAGGAGGCCGUGAAGACUCUGUCCUGCAGGACCGACCCACUGGUUCUGAUCGGGGAGACGCUGAGGAGGAGGAUGGAGGAAGAGGAGGAGGGGGGGCCCAGGUAGACCCGGGUCGGACCUGGACCCGGGUCCGGGACCUCAGAACUCUUGGACUUGCUGCUUGUUUCUGCUCAAAUCCAGAAUAAUAAACGAACCUUCAGGUCUCGUCGUCCCCCUUCCUCUGGUUCUGGUCCCGCCCUGGCCCGGGGAGGUAAGACGAGCCGGUUCUCACCGGGUCCUUCCUGUGGUUCCGGUUCUGACCGGGUCCUUCCUGUGGUUCUGGUCCCGCUGAGCCGGCGGGCCGCUGCUAUGGACCCGGGUCGUCUUUCCUCCGCCAUUAAGACUCAUCAAUAAUGGAUCUGAGUGUCGGAUUAAAGUCAUCAGAGCAACCGCUCAUUAAGCUCUGCAGAACCGGGAGUUUAGCUCCUAUAAUGUAAUAAAUUAACCCUAUAAUGUAAUAAUUUCACCCUAUAAUGUAAUAAUUUCACCCUAUAAUGUCAUAAUUUCACCCUAUAAUGUAAUAAUUUCACCCUAUAAUGUAAUAAUUACCUAAUAAAUGUAAUAAAAUCCAAUAAUGUAAUAAUUUCCUGAAAAUGUAAUAAAAUUUGCACUUAACUCAAUCAAAAAUGUAAUAAAACCCAAUAAUGUAAUAACUUCACCGAUAGUGUAAUAAAAUAUCCUGACGGAUAUUGUAAUAACAUUUUUACCAAUAAUGUAAUACCUUAUUACAUUAUUGGGAAUUUAUUACAUGGUUGUCAAAGUCUGUAAUUUAACCCAAUAAUCAUUCUGGUGUUUCAAAUCCAGCGUAUAAAACAUUCUUAGAUACUUAAAACACAAAUUGUAGAACUCUGGACUGAAAAUGAACAUAUAUAUUACAUUAUCUGUCAAGUAUUAUAUUAUCAGUUUUGGAAGAAAAAAAAAAGACCCACCUGAAUAUGUAAUAAAUUCCAUCCAAUCCAAUUCCAAUAAUGUAAUAAGGUUUUACAUUAUUGGUAAAAAUGUUAUUACAAUAUCAGUCAGGAUAUUUUAUUACAUUAUUGGGGAAGUUAUUACAUUAUUGGAUUUUAUUACAUUUUCAAUUGAGUUAAGUGCAAAUUUUAUUACAUUUUCAGGGAAUUAUUACAUUAUAGGAUGAAAUUAUUACAUUAUAGGAAGAAAUGAUUACAUUAUAGGAGCUACAGGGAGCUUUGGUGGACCAGAACCAGAACCAGAACCAGAACCAGAACCAGCUGGUUCCAGUAAACGAGCCCAGACUUCAGGUUUGGGCUGAAACCAGAACCGGGCCUGGAAUCCUGCAGCCGUGAAUCAUUUCUGAUGGUUCUGGUCGGGAAGUUGUGGCCCAGAAUAAUAUUUAAUGAACUGAAAUGAGCUGCUGUUGUUAUGAAGUAUUUGGUGGCUUCAGGACGUCGUUAUUUUGUAUUUCGUGGAGUUGAAUCAGCAUUUAGCAGCAGUGAGUCGACUAAAAUGAAUAUUAUGUUUCCAUAAAUGUUGAUUUUAGGCCUCGAUGCCGCAAAUACAUUUACUGGAAUAAAAUGAUAUUUCUGUGGUAAAAUAACGAGUAUUUAAUGACUGAAUUACACGUGAACAUGAUGUAACUGGAGGUGGAACAAGAACAACGGCUUCAUUCUCGGUUAAAAGGAGCCGUAAAACAAGAAGAAGAGAAACAGAAGCUGCAGUUUCUGAAAUUCAUCAUUUAUACUGAAAAUAUUUGUAAUUUCAUGUCAGAAAACGAUGCUGAACCGUCAAAAACCUUCAGUAAGAACAAGGUACAGACCACUACAGAUCCAGUUUCAUGUUUGACAGAUACAUUUCUAAGAAAGUUUCAUACAAACCCAAAAAAUAAAUGUCCCUAAUGUAUUAAAAUGAUAUCAAUAUAUAUAUAAUAUAUAAUUAACACUUCAAUUUACAUUUUUUUAAUUUUUUUUUGUGUUUUUGUGUUAUUUCAUCUGUCAGGCUUUAGAGGGUUAACUUCCAAAUGAAAAUAUUGAACUUUACAGCGCAAAUAAACUCAUUUCCAUUCUAGUAUAAAAAUGAACAAAUCUAAAGUUUCAUUAUUUAUCUUUUAAAUUAUCUUUUAAUAAUGUUGUGUACUUUAUGUCCCGUAAAACUUGUUGCAUGUUUUAUUCCAACUUCCAUCCGUCCAAUCAGCACGUCCGCCGCAGAAAAGAACAAUUAAAGCCAGAAUGUUAAGUAAAUAUAAUGAAAUAUGUUAGUUACGUUUGACAUACCCAUCGUCAUGAAAGGUAGAAACAUUGUUUGUUGUUGUUGAACGGGAUUAACUGAAUUGUAACUUCGAACUAAAAAAGAAUGUGUGUGUCUGUGUCGGCUGGCAGAUAUUUUAUUUUAGUUUUUAGUUUACUUUGUUGUUUUUUUUUAUUUACGUUCUUUGUAAAUUGAUUUGUUGGGAAAA
Molecule: messenger RNA, 3172 nt
Organism: Cololabis saira (Pacific saury)
Lineage: Eukaryota; Metazoa; Chordata; Actinopteri; Beloniformes; Belonidae
Product: ribosome biogenesis protein SLX9 homolog
Exons: 6
Coding region: 22-828 (268 amino acids)
Biological process (GO): maturation of SSU-rRNA from tricistronic rRNA transcript (SSU-rRNA, 5.8S rRNA, LSU-rRNA)
Cellular component (GO): preribosome, small subunit precursor; 90S preribosome; nucleolus
Source: RefSeq, a predicted model, not a curated record